CACACUAGCCCUUGCUUAGCUUGUUGCUGUUGGUGGUGGUGGCUGCGUAUCGCUCUGAUGAGUAGCCUCACGUCAGUCUUCGCAGUUUGACGCAAGCGGACUGUCCUCGAGGUUGCUCAGCUCAACUCGUGCCGGCCGUGAUUCACACACAAAUGAACCGAGGUGGACACCACAUCGAUUCCCAGCUGUGUCUGCUGAAUGCAAUGCGUGACUCCUUCCUUGCCUGAUCGCAGGUAUCGUAACCCUUUGCCUUGCCGCAAUCAUCAACCAACACGCGCUUGCUUGAUUGUCUGUCUGUCUGGAACGUGCAGCAAGAUGUUCUGUUCCACACCUCAAAAACGCACCUCAGGAAAAGAGGGGGAAAAAAAGAGGAAAAAAAAGAAAGAAAAGGAAAAAAAAAGAAGAAAACACACACACAAACACAUCCGACCCUCAGUGUGCCUUCCUUUUCUUGUGCUUGUCCUCGGUUGCUCGCUCCUCGUUGUUGCCCUUGUAGACGAAAUCCUGUAGCAAGUGGCAGCAUAGAGAGACAUGAGAAUAGAGAGUGUCGCUGCUAUCAUGCUCGAAAAAUUGGUGUGGUAGGCGAGAGCCACAGGUAUGUAUCUUCAGCAGCAGCUGAUGGAUGGAUGGAUGCCGUGAUGUGAUGCCGUCUCCCUCAUUCCCUCGUUGUCCAUCUCGAAUAGCUGACAUAGCCAUCGGCACGAGGAGGAUCUUCAGUCAGCAGCUGAUGGAUGCAUGAAUGGAUGAUGCCGUCCGUGAUGUGAUGAUGCCGUCUCCCUCCCUCGUUGUCCAUCUCGAAUAGCUGACAGGUUCACCUAGUCCUGCGAGCUCAGGAUGCAUGCGUGCAGGCGAGAUGAGACGUCUCGCUUGCCGCCCCCAGCCUUUCAGCUUCUUUCAGCCCUUUUUCCGAAAGAGCCCAUCGCUGAUGCUUCUCCACAUCCCUUUCCACACCCCUACGGCGUCCUUUUCGCAUCCGGCGCUGACCAUUCCCAUCAGCUUCAACGCCGCAGGAGGCACCGCAGGAGGGAUUCCGAGGGCAGGAGGUGCAGACAGGAGGAUGGGCAGCCGAGGGCUGCAGCCCCCGAGACCAAGAAGGGUGAGAUAUGAAGGAGGAGGCACGGAGAGCCAAGGGGAGGGCGGGGGAGGGCGGGGGGAGGCUGAAGGCAUUUUGUGGUGGAUGCUUGUGUUGGAUGGAUAGAUGGAUGGGUGGGCUGGUGGGUGGACGGAUGCAUCUGCAUGGGAUGUGCGUGUAUGCAGAUGCAUCGUGUAUGCAGAUGCUGCAUGGAUUGGAUGCGUCCGAAGAUGCACGAUAUGGACGCAUUCUCGGUGUGUAUGUGCCCUGUGGACACUCCAUGUAUGCAUUUGCAAUGAAAUCUUCGAAAAAUGACCAUCAGACAGAAAAUGAAUUCCUUGCACAUUUCGGGCGGUUUCUGUGCGGCCCUUUAAUCAGCGAAUGUCGGCGCACAGAAAUCACGGUUUCUGUGCGCGUGCCAGAGGGGUGAGAGUGACGCUCGCCGCCAUGGAUUCUCCAUUGGACAGAUUCAUCGUACAUUUGGAGUCGCUGCAUGUUGAUUUCACGACUUCCCAUGUAUCCUGUCAUCCAUCCAUGCGCCUCGGCUGGCAAAAGAGCAAAGAUACACAAGUCAACAAGGCACCAGCGGUCGUCCAUGCAUCAGCCGCCGGCUACAGAAAGAAGCUAUUCAAUCGAAUCCCCCACGCCUAAGACGGCCAAAGACAGUGCAGACAUAGAAAGACAGUCCGACAGACAGGUAGGCAAUGACAAAGAAGCAGCUACAGAGAAGAAAGACAGAGCUGCCGCUGCAGCCCGCUGCAGCCCGCCUUCGUUGUCAUUUGGCUGCAGCCAAAGAGCUGCAGCCAAAGAGCUUCGGUUUUCCUGGCCAACCAAAGAGCUGCAACUCUCCUGCUGCCGAGAAAGAAUACGCAGCUGCUGCCGAGCAAGAGUGAGAGUACGCCCUCCAUGCAGUCCCAGCCAAACGCCUACUGCAUGGAGGACAGAAAGACAGAGAGACGGACAGAAAGACAGAGAAGUACGAAGACGUCUUGAAAGGCCUCUCACCCGCUUGCCUUCGGAACCCACCCAUCGACGAAACGAAUCGAUGUAUCCAACCUUCGUCGGUCACCUUGACCUUUCGCUUGAGGAUAAUCAUGUGAAAGUCGACUUCGGCUACCCCUGGUGGGCGUGCAUAUGACCGCGGGAUCCGGGUGAGGGAGUAUUAAGAGUAGCACAGGACCUGGGGAGAGGCCAACGGGGUUUCGGUGAGGGCUGUGUUGCGUGUGUUUUUUGAGAGUGAGUGAGGGGGGAGGGGGGUCGGUGUCUGUGUGUGGGUGUGUCGUGUGUUUGGGUGGGUGGUACCUGCAUACGUGUUGGUUGUGGUUUCAGGAGCAGGCCGCCUGGAUGGACGUCUGCUGCAAGGAAGCUGCAUGAAUGAGAAAGGGAGAGAGGCGACGAAAUGAAGCGCUUCCUUCGCCAGUGGAUCUGCGUGUUACCUGCCGGGCGAGGCGUGUGGUUUUGGGGCGGAGAUCUGUCUUCUGCAGCGACCUCUGCAAGCUAAGCUCGCGAUCCGCUGAGAUCUUCCCCAAGCAGACCGACAGAGAGAUCCACAGGCUUCCCUCUUUUCUCUGUUCGUGUGUCUGUGUCCUUCAGUCUUCGCAGUUUGACGCAAGCGGACUGUCCUCGAGGUUGCUCAGCUCAAACUCGUGCCGGCCGUGAUGCACACACAAAUAGACCGAGGUGGACACCACAUCCAUUCCCAGCUGUGUCUGCUUAAUGCAAUGCGUGACUCCUUCCUUGCCUGAUCGCAGGUAUCGUAAUCCUUUGCCUUGCCGCAGUCAUAUCAUGAUUCUCUUUUUUCUCCCUUACUUACGUACCUGUGGGGCCGUCGGGAAAUGCGAUCCAUGCACAGCAGCAGGACGACGAGAGCUUCAUCGAUAUACUUGUAGCAAGUGGCAGCAUAGAGAGACAUGAGCAUAGACAGUGUUGCUGCUAUCAUGCUCGAAAAAUUGGUGUGGUAGGCGAAAGGUGAGUCUGUCGAAUAUAAAAUGAAGACAACAGUUCCUGACAGACUCACCUGACACCAUACAA
Vitrella brassicaformis is the source of this 3103-nucleotide messenger RNA. The record is from the annotation of a GenBank genome assembly. Lineage: Eukaryota; Vitrellaceae.